Messenger RNA from Manis javanica (Malayan pangolin), 361 nucleotides. RefSeq names its product ribosomal protein S27 (gene RPS27). Gene Ontology annotation, cellular component: ribosome. Gene Ontology annotation, biological process: translation. The record is from RefSeq and is a predicted model, not a curated record. Gene Ontology annotation, molecular function: structural constituent of ribosome. Lineage: Eukaryota; Metazoa; Chordata; Mammalia; Pholidota; Manidae.
GAUUUCCGCUUUCGCUCCUUUCCGGCGGUGACGACCUGCCCACAACAUCAUGCCUCUUGCAAAGGAUCUCCUUCAUCCCUCUCCAGAAGAGGAGAAGAGGAAACACAAGAAGAAGCGCCUGGUGCAGAGCCCCAAUUCCUAUUUCAUGGAUGUGAAAUGCCCAGGGUGCUAUAAAAUCACCACCGUCUUUAGCCAUGCACAAACGGUAGUCCUGUGUGUGGGCUGCUCCACUGUCCUCUGCCAGCCUACAGGGGGGAAAGCAAGGCUUACAGAAGGAUGCUCUUUCAGACGGAAGCAGCACUAAAAGCACCCUGCAUCAAGAUGAGUGGGAAACCAUCCCAAUAAACACAUUUUGGAUACA